GGCAGACAAACAAGAAGUAUUUACGGAAACGACAAACGAUUUUAACCGCAAAGCGUUUUGGUCUUUCCAACCCCUUGACAAAGCGACGCAAUCCGUCUCACAGGCGGAGACGGGUGCAUACUGCUUAUUUAUCUCUUUUGUGAAUUGGGUUGGUAUAGCUUUUGUAGUCAAUAAAGUUUCAUUUGAAAACAAGUAAAUUGUCGAAGUGAUGGGUGCUGUUACUGAUGACGAGGUUAUCCGGAAACGACUUCUGAUUGACGGAGAUGGAGCUGGUGACGAUCGUCGCAUCAAUGUACUAUUGAAAAGCUUUACCAAGUGGUGCAAUUCUGGAGCCCCGGAGGAAGGGUACACCCAGUUUCAGAGGAUGCUAGGUACACUGGCACAGUGCGAAUUCUCCAUGGGGAAGACCCUGCUGGUUUAUGAUAUGAACCUCCGGGAGAUGGAAAACUAUGAAAAAAUAUACACGGAUAUAGAGCAAAACAUAACGUCGGCACAUGAGAAAAUUUCCGAAUGCAAAAAAGAGAUACUGCAAGCAAAGAGAAUACGAAAGAACCGUCAAGAGUAUGAUGCUUUAGCAGAAGUCAUUCAGCAGCAUCCAGACAGACAUGAAACUCUGAAGCAGCUUGAAGCCCUUGACAAAGAACUGCAGCUUCUGUCUCGUAUGAAAGAAAGCGUUGAAGACAAGCUUGAACUACGUAAAAAACAGUUUCAUGUUUUGCUCAGCACAAUCCAUGAGCUUCAGCAGACACUAGAAAAUGAUGAUAAGUUCUCAGAUGCUGAAGAAUCCCAGGAGAGCCAAAUUGAAACUGAAAAUGGACAUGAAGUCUAAAGAACAUUUUUUGAACCUAAUUAGUUUUACUGGAAUUUUAUUCUGAUUCGUUUCAUUAGUAUAAUGUAUUAUGAAGUUCUUGUACAAAAUGGAUCAUUUAAAUGCUGCAAAACAGAAUGUCUCUAGCCAUCAAAGUCUCUUCCCCACCUUGGGGAAAGGUCUCAUUAACACCAGCACCUUUUAUAAGAAAUAUGCAUGUUACUGGUCAAGCUUAUUCAAUUGUGAAAUGCUUUUAUUAAUAAAAUCAUAGUGUUUGUACAUUCA
This is a messenger RNA of Lepisosteus oculatus (spotted gar), 1093 nucleotides long. It is a transcript of the gene thoc7, whose product is annotated as THO complex 7. The record is from RefSeq and is a predicted model, not a curated record. Gene Ontology annotation, biological process: mRNA processing; mRNA export from nucleus. Gene Ontology annotation, cellular component: THO complex part of transcription export complex. NCBI's taxonomy places the organism in Eukaryota, Metazoa, Chordata, Actinopteri, Semionotiformes, Lepisosteidae.